AUGCAAAGCUUUGCAAGAAGUUUAAGCUCCUCAAAAUUUUAUUCUAGAGGCAAGAUUUACGCACCAUUAUCCAACAAUAAAGAGUUGAAAAAACUCAUAGACUAUAGAUCUUGGAACGUGAGCGAGGCUAUUCCUGAUCCAAACACCAUUGAGGAAGAAAUCACACCUGAACUUGUACAAAAGCUACUAAAACAGUCAGGCAUAAGUCAUAACCUUUCACAACAGGCAUUCAAGAAACUCGAGGACUCCUUAAGAACACAGGUCGGCUUCAUUGAUGAACUUUAUGAGCCUGGAAUGAGCCAUGGAGAAAGAUGUGCUAAUAACAGCAGCCUGUUCAGACUUUUGGCAUCUGAUCAUCAGCCGACUGAGCCCCUUACGCUCAAAGAUUUGUUAGCAGAGGUAGAGCAAGUGAAGAAGCAGGUAGAUCCAGAGAAGGGGGAGCAGGGAUUUAACCACGAGGUGUUUCGCAAUACGAUCAAGUUUGGUAUUUAA
Molecule: messenger RNA, 492 nt
Organism: Candidozyma auris
Lineage: Eukaryota; Fungi; Ascomycota; Pichiomycetes; Serinales; Metschnikowiaceae
Product: glutamyl-tRNA(Gln) amidotransferase subunit F
Exons: 1
Coding region: 1-492 (163 amino acids)
Source: RefSeq, a predicted model, not a curated record